AUGGAUGCACACUUUCGGUAUGUCCGUUUCUUUCUCCACUGCCUGCGAUAUCAGGCUGCUUACCCAGGGAGAUCCAUGAAAUGUGCCGAGAAAUUCGGCGACAUCUUCUUGCUCAAAUGCUUCAAGAUCGCCAUCAUCGUUAUCAGUGGCCGGAAAAUAAUCAAAGCCCGAGCCCCUCGACAAGAAUAG
Penicillium vulpinum is the source of this 189-nucleotide messenger RNA. RefSeq lists its product as uncharacterized. The transcript has a single exon. Bases 1 to 189 code for a protein of 62 amino acids. The record is from RefSeq and is a predicted model, not a curated record. NCBI's taxonomy places the organism in Eukaryota, Fungi, Ascomycota, Eurotiomycetes, Eurotiales, Aspergillaceae.